AAGAGACGAGAAGUCAUCGUCAAAGAGCGCAAAACACGCCAUUACAGUCAUCAAGCUCAUACUGACAAAGUAAUAGAAGGCUACUGCACACCUUCGGAGCUCCAUCAAACCAACAUGGCUGCCAACGCACUGCUUGAUACGAAAAUUCGAGCUUGGUUCAAGAUGACCGACGCCAAGAAGGACGGCUGUAUGUGUAGGGAAGAUUUUCAGCUUAUCGCAGACAGAUUCGUUGCAGAGUAUAACCUCGGCCCGGAGAAGGCCACGGAGAUCAGAAACUGGUUAGUGGACGGCUGGGACAAGAUCCUCCAUGACAACACUUGUGACAUGAAGGCCUUAGAAGCAGAUCUGCCAUUGGUAGUAGCGGUGAACGCUAAACUGGGUGCUGGAGAGAAGAUCACUGAAGAUGAGUUCACGGAAGCCUUCAUCCAACUCCGAAACAAAGACUUGUCCCUCGCGAAGAAGAGUCUAGAGAACAUGAUCGACGUGUUCUUCGACAUUUUCGACGCCGACUCUGACGGCUUCAUCAUCAUGCCAGAAAUGGUGGUCGCCAUGAAGUGCUUCGGUCUGGAGAGUUCGGAACUCGUCCAGAAGACUUUUGAGUGCAUGGACAAAGAUAAGGACGGGAAGCUGAGCAAGGAUGACUACAUUGGAAGUUGGACUGAUUUCUUUUUCGGUGAGGAGAGUGAGAAUCCACUUCUUACAUGCUUCGCUGCGUUCAUGAAUCCAGGUGCUGCGUCAUAGACACUGUUAGUCCAGACAAUUUAUGUGUUCAUAAACAAUUUUCAUAUUUUUCAGAACGUUUUUUUAAAAUAAAACAAAUAUGAUGAGGCUAAUACGUAUUAAAUCAUAUAUCUUUGAAAAGCCUUAAACAGAGCCUUUAUUUGAUAUAUAACAUGACACAA
Haliotis rubra (blacklip abalone) is the source of this 902-nucleotide messenger RNA. Its product is annotated as sarcoplasmic calcium-binding protein-like. The transcript has a single exon. The record is from RefSeq and is a predicted model, not a curated record. Gene Ontology annotation, molecular function: calcium ion binding. The coding region runs from base 115 to 741 and encodes 208 amino acids. Lineage: Eukaryota; Metazoa; Mollusca; Gastropoda; Lepetellida; Haliotidae.